Strongylocentrotus purpuratus (purple sea urchin) is the source of this 839-nucleotide messenger RNA. RefSeq names its product C-type lectin lectoxin-Enh5-like. The coding region runs from base 1 to 786 and encodes 261 amino acids. The record is from RefSeq and is a predicted model, not a curated record. NCBI's taxonomy places the organism in Eukaryota, Metazoa, Echinodermata, Echinoidea, Camarodonta, Strongylocentrotidae. The transcript has 6 exons. Gene Ontology annotation, molecular function: signaling receptor activity.
AUGUCUGUGUCUAUGCAGAUGUUGGCCAUCUUGGUGUUGAUGAACAGCCUUCACGGAGAUACAUUGCAAGAUGAUGAUACAAGUGAUCAGGAUCUGUGUGACGCUGGUUGGAUACGUAACGGUAAUGCAUGCUACCAACUAGUUGAAUCUACCGUCGACUAUACUACAGCCCUUGAUGCGUGCAGAAAUCUCAAUGACUACGGUGAUCUGGCGAGCGUAGCUGAUCAAGACGAAAGCAACUUUCUUUUCGUAUUAUCGAGCCGCACCUUUGGUACGAAUUAUUACUGGAUUGGGUUCAAUGACCUCAAUGAAGAGGGAACUUGGGCAUGGACUGAUGGCUCAGUUUCAUCUUAUACCAACUGGUAUUCUGGAGAACCAUCUGGUGGAUCUGAACAUUGUGGUGUAUUACGAUGGAGUUCAGACGGCACAUGGUAUGAUGCAGACUGCUCGUCAACAUACGGCUACAUCUGUAAAUACCCGCUAAACACCAUUUCCUGUGCUGAAUGGAAGCGUAAAGGUUAUACAUCUGAUGGAUACUACACAAUAGAUCCUGAUGGGAGAAAUAAUGGAGUCGAUCCAUACAGAGUAUACUGUGAUAUGACUACGGAUGCUAGCACAGGUAUUACGACGUUCGAGCACCAAGAGGCGAAUCGAUCUUUGGUAACAGAUGCAGAGGCGCCUUUUAGUUUCAUCCGAAACAUUAUUUAUGGUAACAAGUCGGUUAAUCAAGUGGCUACCGGCGCCGAUAUCAGCGGAGAGUGCUACCAAUAUAUCAAGGUAGGGUAACACCGAGGGUUCUACUUUUUUCUCAAAGUUCCUUGAUGGUAUAUAUCUAUCUA